Molecule: messenger RNA, 1273 nt
Organism: Cucumis melo (muskmelon)
Lineage: Eukaryota; Viridiplantae; Streptophyta; Magnoliopsida; Cucurbitales; Cucurbitaceae
Product: meiotic recombination protein SPO11-1
Exons: 15
Coding region: 38-1198 (386 amino acids)
Biological process (GO): meiotic DNA double-strand break processing; meiotic DNA double-strand break formation; reciprocal meiotic recombination
Cellular component (GO): nuclear chromosome
Molecular function (GO): ATP binding; DNA topoisomerase type II (double strand cut, ATP-hydrolyzing) activity; DNA binding
Source: RefSeq, a predicted model, not a curated record
UGCAGAAUAUUUUGAAAACCAAUUGCAUCGAAGAAAAAUGGAGGGAAACCGAGGAAGCUUGGAGAGAAUUGAAGUUCUGAGGAAAAUCACAGAGCUAACUAGAUCUAUGAUCGUCGAACUGAGCAAUGGAAGCUCCAAGAUGAUCGCCAUCGAUCGGUUCAAAAGUUACUGCACCAAUUCCCUUGAAAACUGUUGUUGUAGGUUCAAUUUAUCUGAAGGGAAGGAUGUUCUAACACUUCAAAGGGAAAGCCAUGUCCGUAGACUAGAUGUCUUGCUUAGAGUUCUACUCAUAAUUCAGCAGCUUCUGCGAGAAAAUAGACAUAGCUCAAAGAGAGAUAUGUAUUAUAUGCAUCCCUCUAUAUUUACAGAUCAGUCAGUUGUUGACCGGGCAAUCAACGACAUCUGCAUUCUUUUGCAAUGUAGCCGACAUAAUUUGAAUGUGGUUUCUGUUGGUAAUGGGUUGGUGAUGGGUUGGUUGAGGUUCUCAGAAGCUGGCAGAAGAUUUGAUUGCUUGAAGAAGCCUAACAGUGCCCAAUUUAUUCCUGUUCAAGUUGAAGAAGUUACAGAUAUUGCUACUGCUGCAGACUACAUUCUCGUUGUAGAGAAAGAAUCAGUGUUUCAGCGUUUAGCAAAUGACCGGUUCUGCAGCAGAAACCGGUGCAUUGUAAUCACGGGACGUGGAUAUCCAGAUGUUCCCACUAGAAGGUUUUUGCGGCUUCUCGUUGAUGUUUUGGCAUUGCCUGCAUUUUGUUUGGUAGAUUGUGAUCCAUAUGGUUUUGACAUUCUGACUACAUAUCGUUUCGGUUCUAUGCAAAUGGCCUACGAUGCAAAGAAUCUCAGAAUCCCACAACUACAAUGGAUUGGAGCUUUUGCUUCAGAUUCUGAGAAAUACGAUCUACCAGAACAAUGUCUCAUCCCAUUGACAUCCAAGGACAAGAGAAGAACUGAAGCCUUGUUACAAAGAUGCUACUUGCGGAGAGAGGUACCACAUUGGAGGUUGGAAUUGGACUCCAUGCUUCAAAGAGGGGUGAAAUUUGAGAUUGAAGCACUGUCUGUGCACAAUAUUUCAUUUUUGUCAGACCAUUAUUUACCAUCCAAAAUAGAAAGUGAACUAACAACCGGUAAACUCAUAGGUGAUUAUCAAUCCAUACACUCUACCAACAUGGGGUUGGUUUGGAAUGGUAAUGGAAUGAGUUAGUAAUGUAACAUAAUUAAAAACUCAUAUUUGGAUCGAACGUUUUAGCCCAAUUUAUAAUACUAAUUUGUUUCUACA